UCCACACACCAUAGGAGGAGGGAAGGGGGCGGUCCCGGAGCACGCACAGUCAGCGGGGAGUAACCGGCUAGUGGAGAGAGAGACCGUUAUUCAGCAGCAGCAGCAGCGGAGUGUGCCAGUGUAAUACCCAGCCAGCACCAGUAAGGGCGUAGCUCCCGGCGCCACCACCGUCUCGUGUCAUCUCCGUCUACACCGAGCCCUUGCUGCCACACCGAACCGCUCCGUACAAGAUGGUGGACCGCGAGCAGCUGGUGCAGAAAGCCCGACUGGCUGAACAAGCCGAGAGAUACGAUGACAUGGCGGCCGCCAUGAAGGCAGUAACAGAAUUAAAUGAACCACUCUCAAAUGAAGAAAGAAACUUGCUGUCUGUUGCAUACAAGAAUGUUGUUGGAGCACGUAGAUCUUCCUGGAGAGUAAUCAGCAGUAUUGAGCAGAAGACCUCUGCAGAUGGCAACGAGAAAAAAAUCGAGAUGGUGCGUGCAUAUCGUGAAAAGAUUGAAAAGGAGUUAGAAGCAGUAUGCCAAGAUGUACUAAGCCUUUUGGAUAAUUUCCUCAUCAAAAAUUGCAGUGAAACCCAGUAUGAAAGCAAAGUGUUUUACCUGAAAAUGAAAGGAGAUUAUUAUCGAUACUUGGCUGAGGUAGCCACUGGGGAAAAGCGAGCAGCUGUUGUUGAGUCGUCAGAGAAGGCAUACAGCGAAGCCCAUGAGAUAAGCAAAGAGCACAUGCAACCCACUCAUCCCAUCAGGCUGGGCUUGGCUCUUAACUACUCUGUCUUCUACUAUGAGAUACAAAAUGCACCCGAACAGGCUUGCCAUCUGGCCAAGACGGCGUUUGAUGAUGCCAUUGCAGAGUUGGAUACCCUCAAUGAGGACUCUUACAAGGACUCUACACUUAUCAUGCAACUCCUGCGUGACAACCUAACACUCUGGACAAGUGACCAGCAAGAUGACGACGGAGGAGAAGGCAACAAUUAAGACCUCCCGAUAGACUGGCAGCCGCACGCUGAUGCUACUACCGCAGUCUUUAUUUUUUUUCCCACAAGUGGGGGGUUGAGGGUGGGGGAGGGGCUAGGAAGGGACGACCUCCCCAGGGAAAGACCCUACCACCUGUCUUUGAUUGCCUCUUCGACAUUUUGCCAAAACACCACGAGUGGAAAGUUAGACUGGCUGUGCUAGUAUGGAAUGGCAGCCAAACACUGGCACAUGGACUGUUCUGUAGUUUAAUAAAAGUGGAGCUGUUUUUAAUUUUAAGUUAUCGCUAGACAUAUUUAGAAAGAGAUUUACGAGUAGGAAUAACUUGAAUGGAAUGCCUUUUUUAAAUAGUUUUGUGGUUCCAGUAAGUUAUUUUAUAUUUAUAUUCUUAGCUGUAAGCACGUCUUGCCCUUCAUGCUACAGUAUAUGCAUAUUUAUUUAAGACGCUGGUUGUGUCGUUUGUGCAAGCCUCCGACUUUACAACACGCGCCCAGUUCUUUAGCCACUGCCUGCCAGUAUUCAUGCUAGUGAAUUCCACAGUUUACCAGGAAAGCUUGCCAGGACUUCAGCAGUCAGGUUUUGUUCAUCCUUCUCUUUUUGGUAAGUCUAUAAAGUAACUGAAAAGGUUAGAUGAUAUGUGAUGUAACUUCUACCACCAAAAAAUAAAAUUUCUGUGUAACUGAUCCACUACUGCCACCGAUAAGUAGCGUCUUGGUGCUGAGCGCUGUCUUGUAACGGUAAGCGUUCAAACACUUUAAUUCCUUUGGACGCGCUACACUUGUGGUGUAGUUUAAUCACGCGUUACGAUGCAAAUGUCUGUUUGCAGAUGUUUGAAAUGGCAAAUUCCUCCUUAAAAGGUCCUGCUUAAUUUAAUUUUCUGGCUGGUUUGAUACGUGCAACCAAAGUUCUAAACGUUCUAGUUUAGAACUAUUUAAAUGGAACAGUAUAGGAAGAUUUCUUUUAGGGUUACGAUUCUUUUCUAGAAGCCAUAGGUAAUUACAGGACAUGUAACAAAAGGCUGUCGUCAUUGUAGACUGUUUAUUGCUUACAAUGGCAGUGGCAUCUUCAUAGCCAAAAUCUGAGGCAAAUCUGUAGCAGAAUUCGAUUUACUUCAUUGAUUGACAGCAAGUGAAAUAUUAUUUAAUUUUUUUUUUUUUGUUCCCGUCCAAUUAUCAGUGUUAUAUUUAUGUCCAGCAUAAAAGUAAUUUACUGGAAUUACAUUAACUAUUUUUUAUUUUUUUUAUUUACUUGGCUGCUAUAAAACUCUGAAGAUCCUAAGAGGGCUCCAAAGCAAAGAACGCUGAGUAGAAUCAAAGCAGCAUUUUUUUUAUUUUAUUUUUAUUGCACUUGCCUAUAUAACAGUUUCUCCAAUGAAAUUACUACCGCUGCAUUAAUCUCAAUACAAUAUUGUGCAUGCUAGUGUUGUAUUUCUAUAACGUAGCUUGAAAUUAAAUUAUACAGUAGAUGUUAUGUAUUCCUAUGGCAAGCCAACUAGUCUUCAAUUUUAUUGCCUUUAUUUUAAAGAAGCAAAAACAAUGUUCUCCAUUGGAAAGUGAGGGUUUAAGGGGUAGACAACGGUCUACAGAGCUGUAAUAGUUAACAAUGGGUAUGUAAUGGAUGUUGCUAUUGUGACAUGCAAAUAUUUAAUUUUGAUCUUAAAAGAAAAACAUAUAAAAAAAAAGAAAAAAAAAGAAAAUAUAUAUAAAAAUGGGUUAGAUGGGGAGUGGGAGGGAUCAUAAACACCAGUUUUAGCCUAACCUCAAUGUCUGGUGUAAGUCAUGGUGAAAUUCUAAUUAUUAAUGUGUAAGAAAAUUACUGUUUUUGAAUAAGCCUUUGUUUGUGCUUCUUUGUCACCGUAAUACAGUGAAUUAUUUAAGGUCUGAUCAGUGAAUUGUCAUUUUUACUUUUUCACUUUGUUUUUAAACAAACUCAGUGUUUCAGCUCAAACAUUUUCCCCAUAUUUUUAUUUAUUUUUUUCUUUCCCUUUUUUUUGGCUCACGGACCAUUUCUAGCAGUUUUUCCUCAGUGAUGGAAUAUCAUGAAUGUGAUUCAUUAUGUAACUGUCGCACAUUGAGCAAAUAAACUUACGGAUCUGAUGUGGGUGCUGCUUAAA
This is a messenger RNA of Bufo gargarizans (Asiatic toad), 3084 nucleotides long. It is a transcript of the gene YWHAG, whose product is annotated as tyrosine 3-monooxygenase/tryptophan 5-monooxygenase activation protein gamma. The transcript has 2 exons. Lineage: Eukaryota; Metazoa; Chordata; Amphibia; Anura; Bufonidae. Gene Ontology annotation, molecular function: protein kinase C binding. Bases 231 to 974 code for a protein of 247 amino acids. The record is from RefSeq and is a predicted model, not a curated record. Gene Ontology annotation, cellular component: cytoplasm. Gene Ontology annotation, biological process: signal transduction.